GCCUGUGGACACCUGGCAGUGCUUCCAGCUUUGGGGCUGGGAAUGGUGGGAGGAGGGCCCAGAUCCUGCUGGAGAUACCCUUUAGUAUUCGGGUCCCAGAAACCAGUCCUACAUCUGGCCAAAGGGACACUGUUUUGUGGCAUUUCUCCAGCUGCUACCUAGAAGGAAGUGGGCCCCCUGGGGCCUAUGUGCCUUGCCCCUGACCCUGGGGACACUCAGCUCAGGCCUGCCCCAGUGGCCACAAGUCAGGGAGGCCGCAAAUUUUUAACUAGACACAUUGAUCAUUAAUAGGGGGUUAGAAAGAGUCCAAACUAAGUCUCACUCUGGGACACAGACCAACUGUGCCUCGGGCCUCCUGCAGAGAUGCUGGGUCCCCAAGUCUGGUCCUCUGUGAGGCAGGGGCUAAGCAGGGGCUUGUCCAGGAAUGUGAGGGGCUGGGCCUCAGGGGAGGGGAAGAAGGUGGACAUUGCCGGCAUCUACCCCCCUGUGACCACCCCCUUCACUGCCACUGCAGAGGUGGACUAUGGGAAACUGGAGGAGAAUCUGCACAAACUGGGCACCCUCCCCUUCCGAGGCUUUGUGGUCCAGGGCUCCAAUGGCGAGUUUCCCUUCCUGACCAGCAGUGAGCGCCUGGAGGUGGUGAGCCGUGUGCGCCAGGCCAUGCCCAAGAACAGGCUCCUGCUAGCUGGCUCCGGAUGCGAGUCUACUCAAGCCACGGUGGAGAUGACUGUCAGCAUGGCCCAGGUCGGGGCUGACGCAGCCAUGGUGGUGACCCCUUGCUACUAUCGUGGCCGCAUGAGCAGCGCGGCCCUCAUUCACCACUAUACCAAGGUUGCUGAUCUCUCUCCAAUCCCCGUGGUGCUGUACAGUGUCCCAGCCAACACGGGGCUGGACCUGCCUGUGGACGCGGUGUUCACACUCUCCCAGCACCCGAAUAUUGUGGGCAUGAAGGACAGUGGUGGUGACGUGACCAGGAUUGGGCUGAUUGUUCACAAGACCAGGAAGCAGGAUUUCCAGGUGUUGGCUGGAUCAGCUGGCUUCCUGAUGGCCAGCUAUGCCUUGGGAGCUGUGGGGGGCGUGUGCGCCCUGGCCAAUGUCCUGGGGGCUCAGGUGUGCCAGCUGGAGCGACUGUGCCUCACAGGGCAAUGGGAAGAUGCCCAGAAACUGCAGCACCGCCUCAUCGAGCCAAACGCGGCGGUGACACGGCGCUUCGGGAUCCCAGGGCUGAAGAAAACCAUGGACUGGUUUGGCUACUACGGAGGCCCCUGCCGCGCCCCCUUGCAGGAGCUGAGCCCCGCUGAGGAGGAGGCACUGCGCAUGGAUUUCACCAGCAAUGGCUGGCUCUGAGGGCAGGCAGCGUCCAUGGCUGGCCUGAGCCCAUCUCAGCCUCCUGCCUUGCACCUGCAGCCUAAAUUGGAGAGCGCGGUGGGGGGAUG
Saimiri boliviensis boliviensis (Bolivian squirrel monkey) is the source of this 1436-nucleotide messenger RNA. It is a transcript of the gene HOGA1, whose product is annotated as 4-hydroxy-2-oxoglutarate aldolase 1. NCBI's taxonomy places the organism in Eukaryota, Metazoa, Chordata, Mammalia, Primates, Cebidae. The record is from RefSeq and is a predicted model, not a curated record. Gene Ontology annotation, cellular component: mitochondrion. Gene Ontology annotation, molecular function: (R,S)-4-hydroxy-2-oxoglutarate aldolase activity; 4-hydroxy-tetrahydrodipicolinate synthase activity. Gene Ontology annotation, biological process: glyoxylate catabolic process.